This is a messenger RNA of Saccoglossus kowalevskii, 10569 nucleotides long. Its product is annotated as WD repeat and FYVE domain-containing protein 3-like. Lineage: Eukaryota; Metazoa; Hemichordata; Enteropneusta; Harrimaniidae. The record is from RefSeq and is a predicted model, not a curated record. Gene Ontology annotation, molecular function: metal ion binding; protein binding.
AUGAAUAUUGUUCGUCGACUUGUUGGGCGUCACCAACAGGCAGAUGAAAGCAACACACAAGACAAUGCGUUGGGUUUGAUGCAUUUACGUAAACUAUGUGUAGAAUUAUGUUAUGCAGCGCAACCCACAACAGCCAAAGAACAAGAAGAGAAGGUUUAUAUGAUGCUGCCAUUGUUCUGCAAGGUCUUUGGAGCUUCUCCUGCGAGUGAUAUGAUCAAUAAAUUCAGCGAUGUUCUUCAGUUUGCCAGUCAUGUGUCUAAACUGUUUGUAACAGAGAUAAGAAGAAGGGCAUCUAAUCAAUCCACAGAGGCAGCCAGUUGUUCAAUUGCUGACUAUCUUGAAAUACAGAGUACAGAAGAGAGUAGUACGGGCUGGAUGUUGUUGAGUACGUUAAAUUUACUUGCAGCUGGCGGUAAAACUGUUGUGGACGUUAUGACAGCUGCAUCUGUACCGUCUACACUUGUCAAGUGUCUUUAUUUGUUUUUUGACUUACCACCAGUACCAGAACAGGAAGCCAAUCAACAAUCGCCUGACUCUGAAUUUACCCCAAUUGAAAGACGAGUUCUUUUACAGAAAAUAUGUGUUCAGUUACUGGUUAGGUUAUGUAGCCAUGUUGCUCCCGCUGAAGAACUUGCUCGUAAAGAUGAUUUGACGUUACUGUUCAGUGCUAUAACUAGUUGGUGUCCUCCGCACAAUGUUCCGUGGAGGAAGGGUGCAGCGGAAGUGUUAGUAACGUUGUCCCGGCAUGGAUUGAGUCAAACUGUUGUCCACUACAUUCAUGCGAAAGGAUGCAUUGCAUUGUGUCUGGAUAACAUGCAAAGAGAGCAAGCUCUAUCUCCUUUAGAUAUUGUAGAGAUGUUUGUUACAGUCUUCUGUUUUUUAAAAGAUUCCAGUGAAGUUUCCAACGUUUUAUUAGAUGAUUUUCGAACCUGUCAAGGCUAUUUAUUUUUAACAGAUUUUAUGCUUAGACUUGAGCAGAUGAAGACAGAUGAAUCAGGAGAUGCGUUACGUAAUUUAGUUUUAUUAGUGUCCUCACUGACAUUGUGUGGAUUUGUAGAGUUGAAGCCAAGCACUGCUACCAAUGGAGCACCAUUUCAACAGCCAGGAUUUACAGUACCGCAACCUACAGGCCGAGGUGUGAGCGUUCGCAACAUGCAAGCCUUCCAAGUUCUACAGACAGUCUUCCUUAAGGCGCAGACAACCCAGCUGUGUAGUACCAUAUUAGAUGUUGUCUCCACUGUAUAUAACUCAGAUAAUGCAAAUUAUUUUAUUUUGGAAUCACAAAAUACGAUAUCGCAGUUUGUAGAAAAAAUACACACCAAACCCGCUGAAAUACAGGAAAAAUUGUUUGAAUUAAUAGAAUUUGUUGUGAUGCAUCUAAAUUAUGUACCGUGUAAAGAGCUCAUCAGUGUCAGUAUACUCAUCAAAACACAAGAGUCUAUAGAUUGCUCUAUAGCUGCCAUGAAGAGUUUACUACUAAUCUUAAAAUACAGUGCAAUAUAUAAAGACGUUUACAGAGAAGUUGGUUUAUUGGAAGUUAUGGUGACGUGUUUACAUCGAUAUGCGGCAUUAUUAAAAGACCCUCAGAUGGAACCAGUAGUAGAAGAUGGUUCUGUGUAUACGGUUGAGGUCGAUGAAAACCAACAAACGCUAGCUUUUUUAACGAUGGAUGCAAUGACAAUAUUACUCAGUGUCAAUGCUAAUAAUGCGAGUGUAUUUAGAGAGAGUGGCGGUGCUCGAUGUAUCCAUAAUUUAGUACCGUACUUACAAUGUAGAAAACAGUCGUUAGCCAUUGUGCAGCAGUUAGUGUUAUCUAGUGGCGGUGAUGAUGAUAUGGGUACACUGCUAGGUAUGAUGCACUCGGCACCACAAACAGCAUUACAAUUCAAGACAGAUAUACUACAGGCCCUAUUAUUUGUCUUAAGAGACAGUCAUCGCUGCAGAACUGUUUUUAGAAAAGUUGGUGGAUUUGUUUACGUUAUGUCUGUAUUGGUUUCCAUGGAAGGUUGCUUAGCACAGCCUCCCAAUGCUCCCUGGGAUACUGCCAAUUCAGAUUCUGUGUUACAGUUAUUACAUAUAGUAUUCCAGACUUUGACGUCAGCUAUGAGACAUGAACCCGCUAAUGCUAAGUUCUUCGCCUCAGAAGUGCGAUAUGAGAGUUUAACCGAUGCCAUCAGGUUACUAGGAUGUUUUGACACAGCUACUGAGUUAGAAUCACCAUUUCAUAAUAACCAGCUGUCUGAUUUACCGUCCAAUACUCAACCAUUCUGUGAUGUAUUUGAUGUGGAAAAAGUCAAUAAUGAGACAAUAGGACCCGACUUGAGGUCGGCGUGUCUGCUGUUCAGAUGUCUCUAUGACAUGGCAAUUGAUGCUUUUGAAAGUAAAUCAGCAGAAACAUCCAUCAACUCACCAGCUGUCUCGAGACACGUACACGAUGCAUUUACUCCAAAACCUUCACCACCUGCUUCACCAAUGAGAAAACCACAAACGCUAUCCACCACAUCAAAUAGAUCAACAUCAGGAUUAAAAUCACCAGUACGAACACCCGUAUCAUCAUAUUCCACAGCGCCCUCUCAUCCAACUAUUGUCCAUCCCGGUGCUGUCAUUUCUAUGGUAGAUCUAUUGCCAGCUGUACACUGUGAUCAAGACAAGAAGAAGGAGAUAGCUUUACAGAUGCAUGUUGCCGAUGUUAUUGAAGAUUUAGUGAAAAGUGAGAGGAACCAACAGGUGAUGUGUGAGGCAGGGUUGCCACAGCAACUACUGCGACGAUGUGCUGUUGCUCUUGCUGAAGAGGAGCAUCUACUUCACCGAUAUUUACAACAUACCCUAGAGAGAUUAGCGUCUCAGGCAUUGGAACCUAAAGAUCUUAGAGAUUUCCUCCGGCUUGGUAAACCACUCUGUUGCAUGGCAUGGGAUGAAAAGCACGGCGAAGGAGACUGUGUACCCCUCACGAGGGUCAAGUGUUUGGUUUCCAUGACAACACCUAGAGAUGUACGCCUACAUGGUGCUUCAGUCACGCCUUCUUUUGUUGAGUUUGAUAUGAGUGCGGAGGGUUUUGGAUGUUUGUAUCUACCAAGUAUAGCCCCGCAGCAACCGCCAAAUGUAACAGUUGUGUCAGUACCCGGUGUUGUUGGUGGAAUGGAAAAUAGCGUAAUUGGAGGAAUUGGAUCAGGCGAACGUUUAUUUCCUCCUCAGUCUGGUUUGACGUACUCAGUAUGGCUAUGUGUUGAUAGAUUCAGCUCGCCAAUUGCCGAUCCACACCCAGUACGAUUACUUACGAUAUUAAGGAACAUCGCUGCCAGUGAUAACCACUUCAUGUCCUUGUCAAUCAGUCUCGCUGCUCAAGAUAGAACGCUGGUUGUCAGUACGCAGGAAGGAAGAUUGCAACCAACAGCCACUAGUAAGUCACACAACAGUUUACAAUAUGAAUCUGUUGCCAAGUUUUGGAUUCCUGAAUUGGCCCAGGAAGGACAAUGGAAUCACCUUGUUGUAGUGCUCAACAGAGCUGUGUUGAAGAAUAGCUCGGUAUCAGUCUUUCUUAAUGGAAAUCUCAUGAAAACUCAAAAGCUUCAUUACAUACAAGCCAACCCGGGUGGAGGAACAUCAAGUCCCACUAACAUCCAGUCAAUAUAUGCAUUUGUUGGUACACCCCCAGUUCAACAUUGUCCAUCACGGUUGCUAUGGCGACUGGGUCCUGCUCAUCUCUUUGAGGAUGUCUUUACUAACUCCAUCGUGAUGGCUAUACACCACUUGGGACCUAACUAUGUUGGAAGUUUCCAAGCUCCUCAUCACCAAGGUAAAGUUUUUGACACAAGUUUGUCUCAGAUUUCAGAAGAGAGAUUACUAUUCGGUAUCCAUGCUCAUGCUCUAUCUUUACUGACUGUUGCUAAGAUACGAAAGGUCUACAAUAAAGUAGACAGCAAAGCUGUAGCUAAACAGCUUGGCUUGUCUACGAGCGAAAAUGCCACGCCCAUUAGGAUUCUGCACAACUCCUGCGGUCAUCUGAAUGGUCCUGCCCGAACACUGGGUGCAAUAUUACUCGGCAAUAUUGGUGUCAGAACAUUCUGUCCCAAACCGGUUGCUCGUACACUUGAAAAUGUUGGUGGGUCAGCGGCGUUACUUGGGUUAAUUGCCAUGGCAACAGAUGUGGAAGGAUUGUAUGCUGCGGUUAAAGCUUUGGUUUGUGUUGUCAAGAAUAAUGGACCAGCACUUCAGGAAAUGGAACGAACGCGAGGUUAUCAGAGAUUGGCGAUGUUGUUAAAGAAGAAAAAGCAUUUGUUAAACAGUCACAUACUACACUUGACCUUUUCGUUGGUUGGUACAGUUGACAGUGGCAGAGAAAGUACUAUUAUACCUAAUGCUGUAGCGUUUGAAGAUUUACUCUGUGACAUGGAGGUGUGGCACAAUGCUCCGUAUGGGCUUCAGAAGUCGCUCUUUGAACAUUUCUGUGAAUUGCUCACCGAAUCAAGUGAAGCAGAACAGAACAAGAUCCUGAUGCGGAAACUCAAUGUUGUACAGAGACUGCUGUUUGUUUUGCAUGAUACUACACUCUCUCAAAGCACUAUAAAAGCAAUGGCAAAUGUAAUCACAGUGUUACUACAAAGCAGUGGUACAGAAUCACACCUAUUAAGGUUUGGUCAGUUCUUGGUUUCCACUUUACCGUCUUAUUCUGUCAGUGAAAAGUUUAUAACAGUAGAAAGUUUAGCAGCAGUUGGUCCUGACAACAUCAUUGAAGAAGACUGGGGUGGUUUAGUGUCAGCACGGAAUAUAAAACUCAGAAAUACUUUACUGGAAAUAUUUAUACAUUUGCUGACUCAUCAGAAAUCACAAAUUGUUUUGCACACUGCGGACCAUCUUCAAAGGGUACUUGGAUUUGACUGGUUAUUACUUUUCAUGCAAGGUCACCUACACUCAACAACUGUCAUUCAAGCAUUACGGAUUUUACUACUCUUAUUGUCCAGUCCUACCACUAUGCAGAGGUUUAAAGAUGGCGUCCACGGUGGAGGCUGGUUGGAUGGUACCGAGCCUGUAUUACACAAUAGGAUGGGUGUUGUCUUAGGAUUCAACGUUGGUACACCGAGUGGUGGAAGCAGACAGUCAAACCGUGAGAUCAAUUUAGAAGCUUGUCAUCUUCCUGGUUUUGCAAUGUUACAGUGUUUACUGCCAAGACAUGCCAAUAUACCACAGCUGUAUUUCUUACUGAUGGCACUACUACUAGGGCACUCUAAACACACUGUAAAAGACAACCUAGAGGUCAGUCUAGUUAAUUGUCAGAAUGAGGAAGACGCAUGGAUGAUUGAAUAUCCUGUUACUUUGAUUCAGUUCUUGUUAUUCCUCUACCAUAAUACAGCAGACAUAGUUCCUCUCUGUAUGAGUGGUGAUUUUCUCUGUGGAUUGGCUGCUACACUUUUCCCGAUUAGACCAAAUUCUGAUCAGGUUAGUGAAACUGGAAGUGAGUUGUCUUCGCCAGCCGAUGAUUACAGGUUAUGGUCUGGAUCAGAGGUGAAUGUAAGAACACCGAUAGAAAGAGGCAACUCAAUACCAGGAAUUUUGACAACUCACCCAGCAAGGAAGUUUGUGUUUGAUUUCUUGCGAGUGAUUGUAGUUGACAGUCUGUCUCUACCACAGCCAAGUAAAGGAGCACCAGUGUUGGAUUUAUUACUUGAGGCAUCUCCAGAGCGAGCAAGCCAUGCUUUAGUACGAGAGUUUCAGACUGAAGUAAUGAUGAAUUUAAUGGACCAUUUACUGGCGGCAGAUGCUUUGCUGGGAGAAGAAGCAGCUCUACCAAUCACCAUUGGUGGCAGUUACAGCAAUUUGGUUCAGAAUAUCUUCUAUUUCACAUCACGAGUGGUAGAUAAGUUAUGGCAAGGUGUGUUUGCAAAAGAAUCUAAAGAAGUAUUUGAUUUCAUAAGCAAACUGUUAGCACAGGCAAAAAGAAGAUCUACUGGUAUCUCCCUGGAUCAAAUCUAUCAUUGCUUAAAUAGGACUGUAUUAUAUCAGCUCUCAAGACCACAUAAUAAUGUUGCUGAUCAAAUGGCACUGUUAGAUUCCCUGCAUAGGCUUACCAACAGCCGUAAUCUUGUCUUUGGGCCAGGAAAUUAUGAACCAGAAUUCAUUGCUUGCCUUUGUCAUUGUCUGUUCUGUCUGACAGAUCAAGUGAGUUUGAGUGUUGGAUCACUCGCUUCAUCGGCCACGGAUGCUGGAUCCAAUAGAAAUACAUUAUGGCAUGUGGAUACGAUGGCUGACGAUGACGAAGACUCGCCAUCGUACACUUCCAGUGGCAGCCUGAAUAACGAGAGCAGUACCUCUCAAGAAGCACAGUUACUUGUCAGGAAUGCAGCUAAAAGAGUCUGGGAUGAACUCAUAACAUGUAAAAAAGCUGUUAUUGAGGAUAUAUUCAAGGUUACUUUGCCUCAAAGUAUCACUGUGGCCAAUCAUGGGUCACCAGCCAGACAAGUGCAUACUGUUGAUCUUAACAUCGCCAGGUCUGGUAUGUCCGAUGUAGCUGCCAAGAUGUGGAACAAUUACAUAGCAAGUGAGAAAAGAAAUUUAGCCAGAGAUAUAACCCAGCAAAAUCAAUCAAAACUAGCUAAAGUUAGCAGUGGUUUACAGCGACUAACAAGUAGAGCUGGUAGGAGUCGAAAAGAUCUCUCAAAUAUCAAACAUAGUCUGUCUUCAGUGCAGGAGGCCAAUAUGUGGAUGUUCACUCAUAUAACAGUAGUUAAGGACUUUGUAGAGUUAAUAUAUAAGCAAUAUCAGCAGAGCCAGCAACAUAUGCAGAGAUAUAUCUAUGAUGAGUCGCAGACAGAGACUGAAUUGACACGAGAACGUGGGUUAUGGGGACCACCGAAAGGAUCCAGGUUAGACAAAUGGAUGCUGGAUAUGACAGAGGGGCCAUGUAGGAUGAGGAAAAAGUUGGAACGUAAUGAUAUGUUCUAUAUUCAUUAUCCACAUAAAAUGGACCAAGACUCAAAUGGCAAACCAUCCAAGUACAGAGUGGCAAUCAGUUUUGAUAGCAAAGAAUAUUACAAAAGACUUCGAAAACAAAAAUCUCAAAAUAUUGUAGAUGCUGAUGUGACUGACCUCCCUGCAACUGAUAACGAACCACAACAAGAUAUGGAUGUCGCUGAAGAAGAUGCUAACAAAAUGGAUCCAAAUAGUACUGGUUUGCGCCCUUUUACUUUGCUCUCCAGACAAGGCAGUUAUAAAUCAGUAUCUGAGAAGUUGGAUGAUGAAGAUUUUGAUCCUUCAGUUGCUACGGAUACUGAAUCUGAUGGAGACAAAGCAGAUAACCAGGCUGUAUUGAGAUUACUUGAAGAAGGAGAAAAGAUUCGGCAUAUGUUCCGAUGUGCUAGAAUUCAAGGGCUGGAUACUUCAGAGGGCUUAUUACUUUUCUGUAAAGAACAUUUCUAUAUCAUUGAUGGAUUUACUUUGCUGUCAACAAAAGAAAUUUGUGAUAUUGAUUUACUGCCGCCAGGUCACCAAGAUCCAAUCAUUCCGCGAGCUACCCUGACAAAACGAACCACACAGAAGAGGCUAAAUAGUAAAUUUGCAUACGAGGACAUCAGGGAGGUCCAUAAACGAAGGUAUCUACUGCAGCCAAUUGCACUGGAAGUGUUCUCAUCGGACGGACGCAACUUCUUAUUGGCUUUCCCGAAACGGAUCAGGAAUAAAGUGAAUGCAAGGUUUAUAGCCGAGGCUACUGGUCUUACUGAUAGUGCCAGCCAAUCAGUGGCAGGACAGAAAAGAAAUGCACAAGUUGAAGUUGGGUCUGGCUUAUUUAGCAGUCUAAUGGGUGAGAAGUCUGUAACACAACGUUGGGAACGUGGUGAGAUCAGUAAUUUCCAGUAUCUUAUGUUUUUGAACACACUGGCUGGAAGGUCCUAUAAUGAUUUGAUGCAGUACCAGGUGUUUCCAUGGAUACUUGCCGAUUAUGAUUCUGAGGAACUUGAUCUGACUGAUAGUAGAACAUUCCGUGAUUUAUCUAAACCCAUGGGAGCCCAAACAGAGGAAAGAUUAAAACAGUUCAAUAAGAGAUUCAAUGACUGGGAAGAUCCCAAUGGUGAGACGCCUCCAUAUCACUACGGGACACAUUAUUCAUCUGCUAUGAUAGUUGCUUCUUAUCUGGUUAGAAUGGAAUCAUUUACACAACAUUUUCUAAGUUUACAGGGUGGUCAUUUUGACUUGGCGGACAGAAUGUUUCACAGCAUCAAAGAAGCGUGGUUAUCCGCAUCAAAACACAACAUGGCUGAUGUAAAGGAGCUGAUUCCAGAAUUCUUUUACCUCCCAGAAUUUCUCACAAAUUCAAAUAACUAUGAUUUAGGUGCCAAACAGAGUGGUGUGUGUUUAGGUGAUGUCAUCUUGCCACCCUGGGCAAAAGGUGAUCCAAGAGAGUUUAUCAGAGUACACAGAGAGGCUCUAGAAUGUGAUUAUGUGAGUGCUAAUCUGCAUCAUUGGAUUGACCUUAUCUUUGGAUACAAACAAAAUGGACCGCCGGCUGCAGAAGCUGUCAACGUGUUCCACUAUCUAUUCUACGAAGGUAAUGUGGAUAUAUACAGUAUUGAAGACCCUCUCAAGAAAAAUGCCACCAUUGGAUUUAUCAACAACUUUGGUCAAAUACCAACUCAGCUAUUCAAGAAAGCACACCCACAGCGGAGGAUCUUCAAUCGUAUUGGUGACAGUAGUGGCAAUACCAUUGUCUGUGUUGACAGGCUAUUCUAUAAUAACUUAGAUACACUGAAACCAACUUCCAAUCCCAUCAAAGGUAAGUACAUGUAAGCAGUCCAAGCCCUAGGAGGUAUGCAACAAAACAAGGUGCUGGUGCCUUCCAAUUAUACUAGAUAUAUAGCAUGGGGAUACGCAGACCUCAGUCUAAGGAUGGGUGGUUAUGACUCAGAAAAGGCACAUACUGUGUUUGAAGGAACUCAAUGUGGUGAGAUACUAUGUGCAGUAUGCCCAAACUCUAAGUUGCUAGUGACAGGUGGGACAAGCACUGUUGUCCAUGUAUGGUGUCUAAUGCUAAAUAAAGAAAAGUCAAGACAGCUGUCUUUGAAACAGGCGUUGUAUGGUCAUGACAAAGCAGUGACGUGCCUGGCUGCAUCAUCAGCGUAUAGCAUUAUAGUCAGUGGGUCGCGGGAUAAAACGUGUAUGGUAUGGGACCUCAAUAAGCUGAUAUUUGUACGUCAACUGCGAGAUCAUGCCGCUCCAGUGGCUGCUCUAGCCAUCAAUAAUGUCACAGGGGACAUUGUGACCUGUGCUGGUACAUUUCUUUAUGUAUGGGGUAUUAAUGGUGACUUAAUCGCUAGCGUGAAUACGUCAACUGGCCGAGAUCAACAGAUAUUAUGCUGUGUUGUCUCUGAGCUGGUUGAGUGGGACCCUUCUAAUGUGAUAGCUACAGGUUCCAGUGAUGGUGUAGUUCGGAUGUGGAGUAUAGAGUUUGUUCAAGUACCAGCCGACCCGCAGAGACAAGUAUCCGGUACAGAGAUUAGAGAUAUGGAUAGAAGGAAUGUAUCUGUGACGCUAGUAGAUUGUAAGCAGGCGUCAGUCGAUAGCAGUAUAUCGGAAGCUGAAACUAAGAGCGUUGACACUCAAAGUAUAGACAGUGUUGCAAUGUGUAGUGAACAGUUUACUCCAGGAAAUACCAGUUUACCAACACCAACAGGUGAUAACCAAUCAUUGUGUAGUACGACAGACGGGGAGAUGGUUUCUGGUUGCAGCUCACAUCAACUUGAUAUGUUGUACUUGGGUUCUGAGACGAAGGAGAACCCAGAGAAUGUUGAUGAACAUGAACAAGUUGACGUUGAGAGCACUGAGGAAAUAAGAACGAUGCAAAGUGGAGCUCUCUGCCAGCCUGAGAAUCAACAACAGUUGCAACUGAAAUUGGAGGAAAUAAGUAAUACUACAGAGAUAGACAAUGAAAUAAGUUCUGUAUCUUCAGUCUCACUUUCAGAACAGGUGAAUAAUGGGACUGUUAAUUUGGGAGUUGGUGAAGGACUGAGAGCUGAGUCACCCAUCAGUGAUUCUGGUUCGUACGAAGUGAUAUCAGAUUUAGAAAUCAAUGAUAUUCAUCAAGAGGCACGCAGAUUUCGAAGACAAGAUACAGGUCCACGGGCAUCUCAUAAACACAAACUCAAACCUGGUUUUAAGUGGGAAAGACAGUUGAUAUUUCGUAGUAAAUUGACACGCCAUACAGCAUAUGAAAGAAAAGACAAUGCACAUCCAUCCUCUGUUACAGCCUUAGCAAUUUCCAAAGAUCAUACCAAAGUCUACGUAGGUGAUGAUAGGGGGCGUAUAUUCAGUUGGACAGUGACUGACCAGCCAGGUAGAUCAGCUGCUGACCAUUGGGUCAAAGAUGAAAGCGGGGACAGCUGCGUUGCAUGCAAUACGAAGUUCUCAUUCUCAGAACGUAGGCACCACUGUCGCAAUUGUGGACAAUUAUUCUGUGCAAGAUGCAGCCGUUUUGAAAUUGAAAUUAACAGACUGCGCAUUAUGAAACCAGUUCGAGUUUGUCAGGCUUGUUACAAUAUACUGAAGGCUGAACAGGCUGCAGCUGCUAUGCAGAAAUCGUGA